AUGCCGCAGUACACUCCGGGAAAUUAUUACGAUCCGUCCCAGUCGCAUCAUAGACAUUCAAGGUCGUUCUACUCGACCUAUCAUCCAUCGGGGCCACCACAAGCUUCGCAACCCCAAUAUAUGGCUCCUCCUCCACCUGUGCAUGCGCCACCAAUGUACCAAGAACAACCUAGCAGUGGGGGUAUCAACUCAGUUUUGGAGUAUGACCUUAACAACAUGGCCACCUUCUUGAGUUGGUGUACCUACGGAAUGUUGAAGCAAGAUAAGACACCUAGCAAAGAAUUUGAAAAUUUAAUUGUCUCCGUGUUAUUCGCAACUAGAUUGCCUAAGUCGACAAUUAUUAUUGCUCUUGAAUACAUGAAUCAGAGAUUCUCGAAUAAGAAUUUCGGCGACUUAUUGGAGCAAGAAAUUUUUACAAAGUUGAUUGUUUCAUUAGUUUUAGGUAACAAGUUCAAUGACGAUAAUACCUUCACUAACAGGUCAUGGUGUGGAGCUACAGGCUUACAAAUCGAAGUAAUCAACAAAGAAGAAAAAGAUUGGUUGAAAGAGAUAAACUGGCAAUUAAAUGUGGUCAACUUUGAAACCAACAUAAAAACGUUGGAAGAAUGUUGGAAAACUUGGUUGGAGAAGUACAGUGGAAACCCAAAGUACAAUUCCCCAUCUGUGCCGCAAAACUAUUCUCCAUACACUCCACAUACUACCUACCAACCUACUAGCAUCCCAUCAUCGCCAGUCUAUCACGAGUCUUCAUAUUCAUAUGGUUACGCAUCUUCCCCAAUCACUUCAUCCCCUAUAAAAUACGCUCAUGAAUCAAUAUGGUCAAACUCUAAUCCAGCGGCUAAGAGUAAUAAUAAUAUCUGGUCAUAUACUCCAACGUACCAAUAUGUUCCAAGCAAUGGUUCAAUGUUCCCUGAACCAACAAAUCCUUACUUUGGAGCAUCUAAUUUUGUGGGUUACACUAACCCAUAUUACAACUACAAUACAGCUUCUUGUUAA
This is a messenger RNA of Debaryomyces fabryi, 996 nucleotides long. RefSeq names its product Clg1p (gene CLG1). Gene Ontology annotation, molecular function: protein kinase binding; cyclin-dependent protein serine/threonine kinase regulator activity. The coding region runs from base 1 to 996 and encodes 331 amino acids. Gene Ontology annotation, biological process: regulation of cyclin-dependent protein serine/threonine kinase activity. NCBI's taxonomy places the organism in Eukaryota, Fungi, Ascomycota, Pichiomycetes, Serinales, Debaryomycetaceae. The transcript has a single exon. The record is from RefSeq and is a predicted model, not a curated record. Gene Ontology annotation, cellular component: cyclin-dependent protein kinase holoenzyme complex; nucleus.